This is a messenger RNA of Miscanthus lutarioriparius, 1923 nucleotides long. Lineage: Eukaryota; Viridiplantae; Streptophyta; Magnoliopsida; Poales; Poaceae. The record is from the annotation of a GenBank genome assembly.
AUGGACGCCGUAGCGUUCCCGCCGCCGCCCGCGCCGUUCCUCGACGAGGACCUUGACUUCGGCGACUUCACCUUCGCCUCCGCGCCCGCCGCGCCGCAGCCGCAGCUGCCCGCCGCCGCCUUCGCGGCCUUCGACGACGACUGGGGCGACUUCGUGGCGAGCGGGCUCGGAUCCGACGCGGUCGCCUCGGCGCCGCCGACGGCCGCGCCCGCCGCAGCUCCCUCCUCCUCGUCGUCCUGGGCGAAGCCGCGGGGCCCGCUGCCCCUCUCCCUGUUCGGCGCCGCCGCCGACGACGGCGGCCAGGAGGAGGAGGAAGGGCCCGCCGGGCCGCCGCCCACGGCCACGGCGCCCCAGCGCGCCCUGUCCUUCCCCUCCAACGGGUCCGAGCCCGCGGAUCUGAAGGACCUCAUCGCUGGCCUCUACGGAUCUCAGCCGCCACCCGUCGCCGACGCGGUCCUGGACCCGCAAGUGGAGGCGGAGGAUGACGAAGGGUUCGGAGACGAUGAUUGGGAAUUCACGGCGGCGACGGCGGAACCUGUCGAUCAGGAUGGAGACGGACCUGGGCAUGCGGAUGGAAUUGGUAAGAUUGAGGAUAUAACAAAAUCAUUGAGCACUGACCAGGAAGACUGGUCAUCGUUUACCAGUGUUGAUUACAAAUUGAACCAUGUUCAUCAAACAACCGAUGGUCUUGGGACGCAUGAGUCCACUGGAGAAUCUGUGAAGGCCUCCACUUAUUCGCCAGCUAAUAAUUCAUCCAUACUGAACCUGUACAAAGAAAGCGAACGGGCUGACACUAUUCACAUUGCUCAAAGCUCUGCAGAAAGUGUCCAGAGUUCAUCUGAUCUGUUUUCUAAUAAUGAAAUGAACUCUUCAUUUGAAACAGAUGACAACCAUUCCAGUAGGUCAACAAGUGAUUGCAUUUUGAUUGAAUUCUACCAUAGACUGAGAGAAGAGUCCUUGACAGCAAUAUCUCGGCACAUGAAGGAUCUUAGGGAAGCACAAAAGGAAUCUACAUUCUCUGAUGAAAACAACAAAGCAACUGCAAUCGGAAGGGAUAUUCAGGAAAUAUACGACAAACUAAAAGAUUCUUUGCUGCCCAAAGGCUUUUUCACAGAGGAACAGCCUCGGAAGGAUGUAUAUAUCACAGAACUCCUUAAUUGUAUCAAAGAGGAACAUCUGAAGGAUUUGGAACAAGAAUAUUGUUUAGCAGAAAAGAUAGAACGGGCAUCGGAGGACACGGAUGUUGCAGUUGAACUUUACAAGCUCAGUGUUUCCACCCUACAUAUACUGAAACUAGCAUCCAAAGAGGAACAGGGUGAUUAUGUUGGUUCAUGGUACAGUAUGCUUCUGUCCUGUGCCCAAGAAUUGCAGCAUGGUGCGGCACUUUGGCAAGAAUUUUAUCAUGCAAAUGUCUGCGACAGAGUAGUUUCUGAAGGUGGUCACUACUUUAUUGCUCUUGGGGAGAUAUAUAGAGUUGCACAGAUUUUACAUUUAUCCUUGCAGUGUUUCAAGCCCUGGGUUCUUGCAGAUCUUGGAAUGUUGAGUAAAAUGUUGUCUUCUUUGGACAGCUGCACUGAUGCUUGGACUAGUGGUUUGGAAAUGGCUCUUAAGAUGGUCAUUGACAGGAAUCACAUAGAUGCAUGUUUUGCUAAAGCUCUCAUGGAGUCGAUUAAGAAUAUUACAAAACUUGAAGUGCCCAAUCUACAAAGAAUUAUUCCCAACAAUGAGAUGCGAUGUAGACUAAGUCUCUUGCCAAGUAGUCUUCUUCCAGGAUUGAAUGUGGUCAUGUGGAAUGGUGGUCACUAUUUUGUUAAAGUUGCAAAUCUGUGGGCAAACCGGAUAUCUCCUGAUCCUCCUCUGCUGCCAAGCAACCCCGCCUCUUCAAUGAACAACGCAGCAACACUCGCCAGUCAUGCUGAAUAA